Molecule: messenger RNA, 1143 nt
Organism: Balaenoptera musculus (blue whale)
Lineage: Eukaryota; Metazoa; Chordata; Mammalia; Artiodactyla; Balaenopteridae
Exons: 2
Coding region: 31-696 (221 amino acids)
Source: RefSeq, a predicted model, not a curated record
GUGUGGCCGGCCGCGACUCCUUCCCCGGAAAUGGAGCUGCAGACGAGUCUCCGCGGGUCUCGGGAAGGCAAAGGCACAAGGGCUCGGCUCCCCCAGGCGUCAGGACCCGUUUUAGUCUCCGGGCAGAUGGGCGCAACAUCCAACCUGGGAGGGGGCCCCACGCCCGCCGCGCUCCCGCCCGCGUCCUCGUCGGACUUCAGGAUGGGGGGGUCUCCGCACACAAUGCGGACCCCGGGCGCGGGAGAAUGGAACCAGAACGAUGCCGGCGAGCAGAGCAAAAGCGGAUCGGCAUUACACCGAGUUCAGGUCGUGGCAGCGGAAACCAGGAGAGACAGGGCGCUACUCACUAGCUCUGAAGAUCUAGGGUAUGUCACCACUGGAAGUUCAGCAAAUGACAUGGCAGCUCAAGAGGGUGAAGCAGGGAUGCCUCAGACGCCCAGUGCCUGGACCACAUCCAUACAAGGAGUGGAGGAAAGUAGCAGGACCUACUCCACAGCAGGCCACAGGCAGCGGGUGGCCAGCACACUCCCACUUGGUCAAGGAAAGGUCGGUAUUAUUGUUCUGACUUUACAGAUGUGGAAGCUGAGGCCCAGGGAGGUUAAGUAUCUUGCCCAACUGCAGAGCAGGGGGCAGGAGCCCGGAUCCAGACCCACUCUACCAUCACCAUUCUUUCCAUGCCCGCCCCUGACCUUCUGAGCGCCUGAAAACGUUCUUUCAGUCUUUGAGCUGCACACAUCAACUGCUGUCAUCAACUGCUGCUUAAACCAUAACCUUGGAAGUGAGGGUGAGGUUUGCUGAGUUUCCACCAAGGUUCCCUGCCAGGCAACUAUGCUACAAAACAGCUUUUCCUCCCCAGUAUGUUAGUAGGAGGCAAGCAGAUUGCUACAGCCUUCUGUCUUCUUCCAGACAAGAGUGGUGGGCUGGCCCUGACUCAGGAGACAAAGGGAUCUGGCAGCACCAAAGCCAGAGGAGAAGGCUGACUCCAGGGGGCUGGUCUCUGCAGAUAGCCCUGAGCUGCCGCUGGGGUCAUAGGUAGGAAGGACACCCUUUUCCCCUUAAAAGAUACAAGCUCCUCCACCUGGCCCUUCAUGACCUGGCCCUGGCCCACCUUUCCAAGCUCAACACCUACUUCCUGGACAUCCU